Messenger RNA from Juglans regia (Persian walnut), 1625 nucleotides. RefSeq lists its product as uncharacterized. The coding region runs from base 342 to 1571 and encodes 409 amino acids. The record is from RefSeq and is a predicted model, not a curated record. NCBI's taxonomy places the organism in Eukaryota, Viridiplantae, Streptophyta, Magnoliopsida, Fagales, Juglandaceae. The transcript is spliced from 7 exons.
CUCAACGAGCAUAUCCACAAAAUUGCCGAGGAAGAAAAAAUAUUAUAAAAUAAAUCAUUCAAAAGACAUAAUCUUAUCUUAAUGACUGUAUCUUAUCAAGUUGGUCUUUGCUUACAAAAUCAAACGGCUGCAUAAUUUUAGCUGAACAACGAGAACUUUCUGUCAUCUUCUCUGCCCAAUUGUUAGUACCGCUCUGUUUUCUUUACUCCAUUGAUAAAAGUCGAAGUUCGCUUCACCGCGGUGAGAUUUUCCCACUUUUUUGGAUAAGUGUGUCCCAGUACAGAAAUUGGCAAAUGUAUUCCAGGAAUUUGAGUUCCUGAAAAGAGGAGAAAAAGGAGGAAAUGUGGGGAUUUGGGGGCAGAUGUUAUUGGGGAAGAAGGGAAAAGGGUGGGAAAGUAGAGGGGAUAGUGGUGGUAUUCGCAUGGAUGUCGAGCCAGGAGAGGCACGUGAAGAGCUACGUGGAGCUCUACGCUUCUUUGGGAUGGAAUUCACUUGUCUGCCAUUCUGAGUUUCUUAAUAUGUUUUUCCCUGAAAAAGCCACAACUCUAGCAGUUCAUGUUCUCAAUGAACUUGCUCAGGAGCUAAAGAUUAGUCCAUGCCCUGUAGUCCUUGCUUCUUUUUCUGGUGGUCCUAAAACUUGCAUGUACAAGGUCCUUCAGAUAAUUGAUGGAAAGUGUGAAGGACAGGAAAAUCUGGAUGACUUCCGACUGGUUAGAUACUGCAUAUCUGGUCAUAUCUAUGAUUCCAGUCCGGUUGAUUUUACCAGCGAUUUGGGCACAAGAUUUGUUCUUCACCCAACUGUUCUCAAAAUGUCCCAUCCACCACGGUUAGCAUCAUGGAUUGCCCACAGCAUUUCUUCUGGUCUUGAUACCCUCUUUCUCAGCAGAUUUGAAUCACAGCGUGCUGAAUAUUGGCAGACUCUGUACUCUUCUAUUGGCAUGAAGGCUCCCUAUCUCAUUUUUUGCUCUGAAAAUGACGAUCUUGCUCCUUGUGAAGUUAUCUGCAAUUUUACUCAACGAAUUCAAGAGCUUGGGGGUGAUGUUAAGCUGGUGAAGUGGAAAGACUCUCCUCACGUAGGUCAUUUUCGGCAUUAUCCAAUUGAAUACAAAGCUGCCUUGACCGAGCUUCUUGGUAAGGCAGCUAAAGUUUAUUCUCUGCGAACAACUCGACUUGAUGGAGAAAGGAUGGGCAUGGAGGGAACAGGGGAUGAGAUCCCCGAGCCAAUCUAUGGUGACCUCAGGAAAGCAGCAACAAAGAACUCGAAUAGCUUACGCGAAGUUGCUACCAGACCAAGUGACAAUUACUUCUUACCCACUUCGAUGGAGUAUUGCAAUGGCAAAGGUGUUGGUUCAAUGCAAGAUGAACAUAAGCAAGGUUUGAUCCAUCUGCAUAGUCUACCAAGCAUUAGUGUUCAUGGUGUCCUUGGUCAAAUGCUUUUUGAUGUUUGUAUUCCCAAGAAUGUCGAAGAUUGGGAUCUCAAAUCAAGUCCUUCAAAUGGUCAUUGGUUUCUUCCCACAAAGAAGAAUGCUCCUUUUAAUCCCAUCAAAUGCAUGCGUCGCUCUAGACUUUAAUCUCUCGAUGACAGGUUCACCCUUUUAUGAAUGAAGCUGAUCUUUGGUCCAAGA